Messenger RNA from Arachis duranensis, 1152 nucleotides. Its product is annotated as fatty-acid-binding protein 1. The transcript is spliced from 4 exons. Gene Ontology annotation, molecular function: intramolecular lyase activity. NCBI's taxonomy places the organism in Eukaryota, Viridiplantae, Streptophyta, Magnoliopsida, Fabales, Fabaceae. The record is from RefSeq and is a predicted model, not a curated record. The coding region runs from base 69 to 932 and encodes 287 amino acids.
UUUGGCUCUCUGUAAUGAAGCGUGUAUUCACCGCUGAAUGAGUUUUUAGUAACGAAAAUAAAACAAAAAUGGCGUCACUGCGCUUCCCCUUCUCGUUUUCUCAGACCCAACCACCUCAUUAUUCCCGCCCUCUCUCCUCCUUCCCCGUCGCCGCCGCAGUCGGAGCAACCGCCGUCGGAGCCACAGCAGCAUUCGCCGUCCUCACUUCCUCCUCCUCCUCCUCUCACCGCCAAUUCUUGGAGACCGCGCUCAACUUCCUCUUCUCUUCGGACCGUACUUCUCUCCCCGCGUGGGGUACCCUUAGCCUCGCCGACAUGUCCGUCCCCGUCGUUGAGUCCAAGAGCGGAGCAACGUUCCCUUCCGUUCUCGGCGAUUCUCAGAAGCUCUGCGGCAUUGGCUUGCGCAGAAAGAGCGUUUUCGGUUUGAAGAACAUUGACGUCUACGCAUUCGGUGUUUAUGCUGAUGACAAUGACAUAAAGGAAUGUCUUGCUGGAAAAUUUGAGAAGCUUUCUGCUUUGGAAUUGAAGGGAAAUAAGGAGUUCACUGAAGAUAUAUUGGAGAAUGAUAUAUCCAUGACCGUUAGUCUUCAAAUUGUGUAUGGAAGAUUGAGCAUUAGUUCCGUGCGGUCUGCGUUUGAGGAAUCUGUAGGUAGCAGGCUGCAAAAGUUUGGUGGAUCGGAUAAUAAGGAAUUGCUUCAAAGGUUCACUGCACAAUUCAAAGAUGAAAUCAAAAUACCAAAAGGAUCUGUGAUUAACAUCUCGAGAGAGAAGGGCUAUGUUCUCCGCACAUCAAUUGAUGGACAGGAAGUGGGAAGCAUCCAGAGUAAACUCCUGUGUAAGUCAAUCUUAGAUUUAUAUCUGGGUGAGGAACCGUUUGAUAAACAGGCCAAAGAAGACAUCGAGCUCAACUUGGCGUCUUACCUCCAGAAGUAGACACUAUUUAGUUAAGAGUUACCUUAAUGCAUGGAUUAAUUUAUUUCAUUACUUGUAAAAUCAAUCUUAUUGAUGAUGUUUAUCGCUUGGGUCACUUCUUGAUUGUAAAAGGAAUGGUUUAUUUAAUAUCUCAUCAUAGAGGUCAAGUACACUACAAUAUGUUACACAUCUCUCUGGCUGAGUGCCAAGAGCUUCAGAACAACUAAGAAAUUUCAUACUA